AUUUCUCUGCAGAUUCAUUAUUGCGCCGUUGGCAAUAUUCCUCUUCUUGGCGCACAAGUUGUGGAGAGAAAAGAAAUCAGUGGACGCCGUCGAGAAGUUCCUUCGAAGCCAGAGGGCGCUCGCGCCGACGAGGUAUGCAUAUACCGACCUCAUUGCAAUCACGGGCCACUUCAAAGAAAAGCUCGGCCAAGGAGGAUACGGCUCCGUAUUCAAAGGUGUUUUCCCCGGCGGCGUUCUUGUAGCAGUGAAGAUGUUGUUAAGCAAUUCUAGAUGCAAUGGGGAAGAGUUCAUCAACGAGGUCUCUACCAUCGGUAGGAUCCACCACGUCAACGUGAUAAAGCUUGUCGGGUUCUGCUCCGAGGGAUCGAAGAGGGCCCUCGUCUAUGAGUACAUGCCUAACGGAUCGCUCGACAAGCAUAUCUUCUCUGCCAAUGGAGUCGCUGGUCGGCGAACAUUCACGUGGGACAAACUCAAUGACAUAGCCUUGGGAAUCGCCCGUGGCAUCAACUACUUGCACCAGGGAUGCGAUAAGAGAAUUNCCCAGAAUGGACUUAUCUUUCCUGGCUCAUUUGGGAAAGAUUUCAACAUCUUCCUAGACCUUAAUUUCACUCCAAAAAUUUUAGUUCUCAUGGUAAAGUUGUAUCCAAAGGACUAUAGCCGCAUCUCAAUCAAUGCUGCCAAAAGGACUAUAGAAUACAUAGCUCUAGAAUUGAUUUCGAGGAACUUCGGCAUAAUAUCUUACAAGUCCGAUGACUAUUGCUUCGGGAUGCUGCUGAUGGAGAUGGUGGGAGGUCGGAGGAAUGUUGUGCCGGCAGAGAAUUCAAGCCAGUUUUAUUAUCCUUCGUGGAUAUAUGAUCGGCUAACUCAACCAGAAAUGCCUGAAAUCAACUGCUCUUUCGAAAUCACGGAGAUGGAGAGAAAGCUGCGCAUCAUUGGCUUGUGGUGUAUUCAGCUUAUCCCGUCAGAUCGCCCCGCCAUGAGUGAAGUUGUGGAGAUGCUCGAAGCAGACGUCAAUAGCCUUGAAAUGCCACUGAAGCUGUUCUUCUCGUCAGAAGAGCCAAUUUCUGUAAGACAGUCAAGCUUUGAUUCUUCUUCUCAACUCCCUAACAUUUCUGAGCAAGAGUGACAAACAAUCAGAUGGAAAUUUACUUGUCACCUCAUACAUGAGUGGAAUUGGGCAUCUGCUGAAGUUCACUGGAGUGAAAAGACUGACAAAAAUCCAAGCAACAAGCCACAACUAAUAGAAUUGCAACGCUCUCCUCCUCCGUUCAAGCCUUUCCAACACACAAUGCUUAGGCUUCUCGUCGUAAUUGUCUUUCUUUUCCUUCAAUCUGAAAAGAAUGCAGCAGCAGGCAGCAAAGAAGAAAAAAGGGAGAUAGAAGAGCUUAGCAAGAGGUGCCCACCCUCAACAUGCGGUGGCGAAGGCGGGACUGAGAUUCGAUUCCCCUUUCGGAGAGAAUCAAGCCCUCCAUUCUGCGGUGCACCUGGAAUGGAACUCUCGUGUUCCGGCAACACCACAAUCCUAACACUCCCAAAUUUCGGCUCCUACAAUGUUACUGCAAUCAACUAUGGCCUUGCAGCGAUCACGGUCAAGCUCCGCGAUUCGUUGGCGCCGUGUCCGCUUCGGAACCGAAGAUCCAUUAACCUGAGGACUCCCAUAUACAAGCCUUAUGAGAUUGUGAAUGUCAUCUUAGUAAGCUGCUCAAGAAAUCUCUUCCCACAAAAUGCAACUUUACCAACGUCCUGCCUCAAAAAUGGAGAUGAUCAGUUUGUUUACGUGUUUGAUGCGCAAGAAUACAUGGACACAAUCCCUUCAUACUGCAUGGUGACCUCAAAAGUUCUGCACAUGCCUGCUAAGGAUAAUCAGGGUGACCUCAAAGAAAUCGUGAAUGAUCUUGUCGUGCAACGUGAGAUCACCCUCAGUUGGUAUGUUCCUGAGAUUACUGACAUUUGCAAAGACUGUGAAGCAGCAGGGAAGACUUGUUAUUUUAGUUCCAGUAGGAACACCUCUUUCUGCAUUCAUCAUGGUGAAAAAAUUGUCAAGCUCACUACAGGACCAUCUGCAGCUGCAUUUGUUAUACUGCUGGCAGCAGUCAUUCUAGUCUACAUUUUCAAAAAGUCCGAGAAGGAAAAAGAAACGCGUAUCAAAGUCGAAAAGUUCCUCGCAACAUAUAGCGACACAAAACCGACUCGAUACACUUUCUUGCAACUUAAGAAGAUGACUCGGCGGUUCAAAGUCCAACUGGGGCAGGGCGGUUUCGGAAGUGUGUACAAAGGUGUGUUGCCAAACGGAGUCCCCGUGGCAGUUAAGAUGCUCGAGAGAUCGAAGGGCGAGGGCGAAGAGUUCAUCAACGAAGUCGCAACCAUCGGUAGGAUUCACCAUGUCAAUGUGGUUCGCCUACUAGGAUUCUGCUCUGACGGAUCAAGGCGCGCACUAAUCUACGAGUUCUUGCCGAAUGAGUCCCUAGAGAAGUUCAUCUUCUCGCGUAAUUCUACGAGCCAUCAAGAACCAUUUAGGAUGGACAAGUUGCAGGACAUAGCAAUAGGAAUCGCUCGCGGGAUAGAGUAUUUGCACCAGGGAUGCGACCACCGCAUUCUACACUUCGACAUCAAACCGCAUAACAUUUUGUUGGAUCGUAACUACAAUCCAAAGAUCUCCGACUUUGGCCUUGCAAAGCUGUGCUCGAAGGAUCAAAGCAUUGUUACAAUGACAGCAGCUAGAGGAACAAUGGGCUACAUUGCACCAGAGAUAUAUUCUAGAAACUUCGGAACGGUGUCGUAUAAGUCUGAUGUUUACAGCUUCGGAAUGCUGAUGCUGGAAUUGGUAGGCGGAAAGAAGAUUGCUGAUCCGGAGAUUGAAAACCAAGGUGAGGCUUACUUCCCAGAGUUGGUUUACGAGCAGUUAGUCAGCAGGCAAGAAUUAGAAUUGGAUAUAGAAAUGACCGCGAGUGAAGAAGAGAUAGCGAAGAAACUCGCGAUUGUUGCAUUAUGGUGCGUACAAUGGAAUCCGGCGAAUCGCCCGACCAUGUCGAGGACGGUACAGAUGCUGAUGGGGAGUUUGCAGGACUUGGAAAUGCCCCCAAAACCAUUUGUCCCCUCAUUAGGAUAUGAUACUACCGAAGUUCCUAAUGAAGUACUAGCUUCUGCAGGAAAGAAGCACCCAAGAUGUCCGCGUUUCUCUUGUGGAGCUCUGCAGGACAUCGGUUAUCCGUUCCGCUCGGAGGGCGAUCCCCACAAAUGCGGUGAUCCUCGAUAUCAGCUUGCCUGCGUGGAUGGUAACAAGACUAUCUGGGAUAUCCACCAACCUGGGACGUACUACGUUACCGAGAUCCCGAAUAUUAACCCACAUUCCUUCGAUUCCCCAUAUUUCUUAUAUCGCCCAUAUACCAGUUUCACAGUUGUCGAUGCCAACUUGGCUAACGGCAGCAACUGCAGUCUUCCCUUGCAGUCUCUUUCCCGCACCAGCAUUGAGAACGUGGGAUUUGAUGCAGGCUUUUUUUGGUGGGCUACUUUCGUGAGCUGUAGGAGGAAGAUAGUAAGCAGCACAUAUAACCCUGUUCCUUGUUUGAGCAAGACCGGUGCGUUUGCAUAUGUUAUACUUUCAUAUGAAGCGCUUCACCUGGAGGAUACGGAGCGUUUCUGUAGCUUCGUAGCUAUGACUCCGAUUACGUUCGAUCGAGAACCAAUGCAGCAGACGAAUGGAAACAUUUACGCGCUGGAGCAUCCCACAACAGAAUACGUCUUCCAGCUCCUGAAGCGCGGUUUUUCGGUUCCGAUUUACACAGGUCUUCCGGAAUCAUCCAUUGGUGAUUGUCUAAAGGACGUUGCAAAGGGGGCGCUGGGGUGGGGCGGAGAGAGGGAGAUUUCACUUUGUGAGAAAACGCAUUCUGAUCGAGUAGCAGAAAUAGAGCUUUUGGACAAAUAUAUUCGGAGGUGGGAUUCUCUCUCCGAGAUUCGGAGCUGGGAUUCUCUCUCCGAGAUUCUUCUUUGCUCAAAGUGGAGUGACUUUGAUCGGAUGUAUGCAAUACAGUCACAAACGCCCUUCACAAUGGGUUUCGGUUCUCUCGAUGCCAUUAGAAUAUAUUGUACAAAUUUUGACAGAUUUGUUAUUGCGCCAUUGGCAAUAUUCCUCUUCUUGGCUCACAAGUUGUGGAAAGAAAAGAAAUCAGUGGAUGCGGUCGAGAAGUUCCUUCGAAGCCAGAGGGCGCUCGCGCCGACGAGGUAUGCAUAUACUGACAUCAUUGCAAUCACGGGCCACUUCAAAGAAAAGCUCGGCCAAGGAGGAUACGGCUCCGUAUUCAAAGGUGUUUUCCCCGGCGGCGUUCUUGUAGCAGUGAAGAUGUUGUUAAGCAAUUCUAGAUGCAAUGGGGAAGAGUUCAUCAACGAGGUCUCUACCAUCGGUAGGAUCCACCACGUCAACGUGAUAAAGCUUGUCGGGUUCUGCUCCGAGGGAUCGAAGAGGGCCCUCGUCUAUGAGUACAUGCCUAACGGAUCGCUCGACAAGCNCUCCGAGAUUCUUCUUUCUCUCUCAUUUCUCUGCAGAUUCAUUAUUGCGCCGUUGGCAAUAUUCCUCUUCUUGGCGCACAAGUUGUGGAGAGAAAAGAAAUCAGUGGACGCCGUCGAGAAGUUCCUUCGAAGCCAGAGGGCGCUCGCGCCGACGAGGUAUGCAUAUACUGACAUCAUUGCAAUCACGGGCCACUUCAAAGAAAAGCUCGGCCAAGGAGGAUACGGCUCCGUAUUCAAAGGUGUUUUCCCCGGCGGCGUUCUUGUAGCAGUGAAGAUGUUGUUAAGCAAUUCUAGAUGCAAUGGGGAAGAGUUCAUCAACGAGGUCUCUACCAUCGGUAGGAUCCACCACGUCAACGUGAUAAAGCUUGUCGGGUUCUGCUCCGAGGGAUCGAAGAGGGCCCUCGUCUAUGAGUACAUGCCUAACGGAUCGCUCGACAAGCAUAUCUUCUCUGCCAAUGGAGUCGCUGGUCGGCGAACAUUCACGUGGGACAAACUCAAUGACAUAGCCUUGGGAAUCGCCCGUGGCAUCAACUACUUGCACCAGGGAUGCGAUAAGAGGAUUUUGCACUUCGACAUCAAGCCACAGAAUAUCCUCUUAGACCGUAACUUCACUCCAAAGGUUGCGGAUUUUGGACUAGCAAAAUUGUAUCCAAAGGACACCAGCCUCGUGUCGAUGAGUACUACUAGAGGAACAACAGGAUACAUUGCACCUGAAUUGAUUUCCAGGAGCUUCGGUAUUAUAUCUCACAAGUCUGACGUCUACAGCUUCGGAAUGCUACUGAUGGAGAUGGCAGGAGGAAGGAGGAAUGCUGACCCUCGAGCUGAGAAUUCAAGCCAGGCCUAUCAUCCUUCAUGGAUAUACGAUCGAUUAACCCAACCUGAAAUAAGUGAAAUAAGCACCACUUUUGAUAUUUCCGAGGGGGAGCGAAAGUCGUGCAUUGUUGGAUUGUGGUGUAUUCAGGUAAGACCAUCGGCUCGCCCUGCCAUGAGCAAAGUUAUAGAAAUGCUAGAAGCAGAUGUUGGAACCCUUGAAAUGCCGCCGAAGCCUUUCUUCUCUUCAGAAGAGCCGAUCCCUGCCAUUAGCAUAAGUUGCUUGGAUUAUAUGGGCAUCGUGAUAGCAUUUAUGUCAACUGUUAGGCAGUUACAGAAUGCUUAUGGAUUGAAUCCUCAUAAUCCUUUUACAGAAGAUUCUUAUGGAUAA
Messenger RNA from Ananas comosus (pineapple), 5707 nucleotides. RefSeq lists its product as uncharacterized. Lineage: Eukaryota; Viridiplantae; Streptophyta; Magnoliopsida; Poales; Bromeliaceae. Gene Ontology annotation, biological process: protein phosphorylation. Gene Ontology annotation, molecular function: protein kinase activity; polysaccharide binding; ATP binding. The record is from RefSeq and is a predicted model, not a curated record.